Molecule: messenger RNA, 894 nt
Organism: Suillus subaureus
Lineage: Eukaryota; Fungi; Basidiomycota; Agaricomycetes; Boletales; Suillaceae
Product: CRAL-TRIO domain-containing protein
Exons: 4
Coding region: 1-894 (297 amino acids)
Source: RefSeq, a predicted model, not a curated record
AUGUCUACACUCGAACAAGCUAGUGCCAGUCCAAUGCCAAACGGCAUUACUGAUCCUAACUACCGUCCUCUACCAGGGCGGGUUGGAAACCUCACCGUCCCACAACAACAUGCCCUUCAGACCUUAAAGAAUCAGCUCCUCGAUGAAGGCCAUUUCGUCGAGGAAAGAAUGGAUGACCCGAUGCUGCUACGAUUUCUGAGGGCGCGCAAAUUCGAUGUCCCAAAGGCAAAAGCGAUGUUGCUAGCUGCUGAGCAGUGGAGACGGGAUAUGAAAGUAGAUGAUAUCGUGCGGACCUUUGAAUUCACCGAGAAAAUGCAGGUCGAUCAAUACUAUCCUCAGUACUACCAUAAAAUGGACAAGGACGGCAGACCGGUAUACAUCGAGCGACUCGGCAAGCUCAAUGUCCCAGCGCUGUACGGCAUCACGACAAAGGAGCGGUUACUCCAGCGUCUCAUCCUCGAGUACGAGAAAUUCCUCACAGAUCGUCUCCCAGCAUGCUCUGCAGCUGUCGGUCACCCCGUCGAGACGGUCUGCACCAUCCUUGAUCUAAAAGGCGUUUCCCUCUCUUCCUUUUACCAAGUCAGAGACUACGUGAACGAGGCUUCGAAGAUCGGACAGGACCGAUAUCCGGAAUGUAUGGGCAAGUUUUACAUCAUCAAUGCGCCGUGGGGCUUCUCUGCUGUGUGGUCGUUGAUCAAACCUUGGCUGGAUGAAGUGACUGUGUCGAAGAUAGAAAUUCUUGGGAGUUCAUACCAACCGAAGUUGUUACAAGACAUUCGUGCAGAGGAUCUUCCUGCAGAUCUGGGUGGCAAGUGCAAAUGUGCAGGCGGGUGCUCGCUGAGCGAUACAGGACCAUGGAACCCGGAUGAGAAGACAGGGAAUGGUGUUGCUUAG